Messenger RNA from Puntigrus tetrazona (Sumatra barb), 4233 nucleotides. It is a transcript of the gene ldb1a, whose product is annotated as LIM domain binding 1a. Gene Ontology annotation, molecular function: LIM domain binding. The record is from RefSeq and is a predicted model, not a curated record. Lineage: Eukaryota; Metazoa; Chordata; Actinopteri; Cypriniformes; Cyprinidae. The transcript is spliced from 12 exons. Bases 898 to 2142 code for a protein of 414 amino acids. Gene Ontology annotation, cellular component: transcription regulator complex; nucleus. Gene Ontology annotation, biological process: nervous system development; negative regulation of transcription by RNA polymerase II; positive regulation of transcription by RNA polymerase II.
UCAGGGCUUCAAAGCCAAUCUGUGGCUCUGAAAACAAAAAGCCAUUUCCUACAGCAGCGCAAAGAAACCCUUCAGUGUGAAAUUAUUCUCAGUGGAGUGGCUCUCUUUGUUCUUUGCUCGCUGUGUUUUUGGACCGCAGCUCCUCUCGGCUGAAGAAAGUAAAUCAGAUGAGUUUAUUAAAGGCAUUUUAAGAGUAAUUAAUAGCGCUCGUCUGAUUUUUACAUCCGACCGGCGGGUCGUUUUUGCGCUUGUGGGAUUGAGAGUGUUGUCUCUGUGUCAGCAUAUUGAUUUUGAGUGACAGGUGACAUGUAAUAACAGCGGUGCGAUGAAAGCAGUGCCCUGUUCCCUAGAUACCCUGGAUGAGAGUCUGUGAAAUCAAGAGGUUGCUGAGUGCUCUCUCACUCCCCCCUCUCUGGAGUUGUCAGGCGGCUUUGACAGGGGACGUAAAGGACCAGUGGUGUGUGAGAUUCGGUAGUUAGAAGCACAGCCCACUGGAGGGAGAGGCUUUGAGGAGGGAGAGCGAGGGAGGCGUCGGAUCGAUCGCGGGACUGACACGGAGCGGGUGCCAUGUGGACAGGGACCUCUGUCUGUCCUUUGGGACUAUGAGAAAGCCAAUGAGUCUUUAAAACAGGGAGGGCUGAGGAUGUGAAUGUGCACUUAGACAAAGACGAAUGCUGAGCUUUUUAUACUUGCAAAGUGAAUAAGUUCUUUGGUGUAUUGUUUGGUGUGAGCGCUCAGCCAGUUUUAGAUACUGAUUCCAUGAAGAAAUUAGACACCUUGGCAUAUUCUAAGGAGGCUGUUUCUCCGAUGUCCCAGUACUCCAGAAGAAGCCCAUGCUAACAGUGCGUGGACUGAACAACACCAUUUCAUUAAGAGCAGUGCCAAACAUGUGAGAAGAUGUCUGUUGGAGGUUGUGCUUGCCCAGGCUGUUCGUCCAAGUCGUUCAAGCUGUACUCCCCCAAGGAGCCCCCCAACGGUAGUGCCUUCCCUCCAUUUCACCCAGGCGCAAUGCUGGAUAGAGAUGUGGGUCCGACGCCGAUGUAUCCCCCCUCUUACAUGGAGCCUGGAAUAGGGAGGCACACACCGUAUGGAAAUCAAACAGACUACAGAAUAUUUGAGCUCAACAAAAGACUACAGAAUUGGACAGAGCAGGACUGUGACAAUUUGUGGUGGGAUGCUUUCACUACAGAGUUUUUCGAGGACGAUGCAAUGCUGACGAUCACUUUCUGUCUGGAAGAUGGGCCCAAACGAUAUACUAUUGGUAGGACGUUGAUCCCUCGAUACUUCAGGAGUAUUUUUGAGGGUGGGGCCACUGAACUCUUCUAUGUGCUGAAACAUCCCAAGGAGUCUUUCCACAAUAACUUUGUGUCACUUGACUGCGAUCAAUGCACCAUGGUUACACAGAACGGCAAACCCAUGUUCACACAGGUGUGUGUGGAGGGCAGACUGUACCUCGAGUUUAUGUUUGAUGACAUGAUGCGUAUAAAGACAUGGCAUUUCAGCAUCAGACAACACAGAGAAGUCGUGCCAAGGAGCAUCCUGGCAAUGCAUGCCCAAGACCCCCAAAUGCUUGACCAGCUAUCAAAAAACAUCACAAGAUGUGGCUUAUCUAACUCUACGCUGAACUACCUCCGACUUUGUGUAAUCCUGGAGCCCAUGCAGGAGCUGAUGUCCAGACACAAGACGUACAGUCUCAGCCCACGAGACUGCCUCAAAACCUGUCUGUUUCAGAAAUGGCAGCGAAUGGUGGCCCCACCAGCCGAGCCAGCGAGACAAGCCCCCAACAAGCGGAGGAAACGAAAAAUGUCCGGCGGCAGCACCAUGAGUUCCGGAGGGGGCAACAACAACAAUAACAGCAACAGUAAAAAGAAAAGUCCAGCCAGCAGUUUUGCGCUCUCCAGCCAGGUACCUGAUGUGAUGGUGGUGGGAGAGCCCACUCUGAUGGGAGGGGAGUUCGGGGACGAGGAUGAGCGGCUCAUCACACGGCUGGAGAACACACAGUUUGAUGCGGCCAAUGGCAUCGACGACGAGGACAGUUUCAACAGUUCCCCCGCCCUGGGCACCAACAGCCCCUGGAACAGCAAAGCUCCCUCCAGCCAGGAGAGCAAAAAUGACAACCCCACCUCACAGUCAUCGCAGUAGAAGUGUUAGGGGCUAGCGAAAGGCUCGAGGACCCCCUCGCUCGCAAGACUUCUGCCUUGAUGAGUCCACAAUUGGCCACGCGAGAAAUUGGCUCUCCUCAUCCUCCUCCUCCUCUGUCGCCGUCAGACAUUCCGUUUUGUUGAUUCUUUGGUUUCUUUUGAGAGUCGUUUUUCAACGCCGUCCGUUUCUGUGUCUCGAUCAGGCUUAGCGAUCAGGCUGUGGGUUAUUGUUCCAACCUCGGGUCUCUCUGUGCGUGCUGUGCUUUGACACGCAUGGCCGUUUCUGUUGUGCUCACUUGACAGGAAAGGAUCACUUUUUAUCUGACCGUUUAGUGAUAUGACCAUUGUGUGCACCUCAGAUUCAAACCCAAAGCUCCAUUUUUAAAAACUCAAUUAUUUGUUUUGUAGGACCUGGUUGGAACAAAAACCUGUACAGUUCCGGAGCUUGAGGACCGGAGUUGAGAACCACUACGUAAAGUCCUUUAAGUAAAGCUAAAUAAAGUGUAAAGCAUCGAGGUUCUUGAGUUUGGUCAUGCCCGAAAUGGUCACUGAGAGCUUGCCUGACCAUUACGCCAGACUCAAAAGAAGUGUUUGAUUUUUGUUUUUGUUUUUUUGUUUUUUAAAUUGUUUGCAUUCUGUUUAAUUUCUUGUUCUUUUUUUUUUUUCUUUUUUAAUUUUUAUAACGAUUUCUAAAGUGAAAAAAUAAGCAAGCAAACAAAAACUCUAAAUAUCCUUUGCACUCUUGUCACUGUAUUUUGGAUCUAUUUUUCUUAAAAAAUGAUUAUGAUGAAUUUUGUUCUUAUUAAAACAAAAAAAUCGAUAAUCUUUAACUGGAAAACGCUGUCAAUCUCAAUGUAAAAUAACAAAUUUUGUAUCGUUACUGUUAUCAAUAUUAUUGUAAGUAGAUGCUACUUUGCUCUAAGCUUUACACCUAUCUGUCUUUGUUUUAAUCAUCUUUGAAAAUGAGAUUACAUGAUCAUAGCAUGUUUGUCUGGGAACUGCAUGUGUCAGACAUUAGCUAUCGCAGCUGCAACAGUCUCAUUGUUCGCAGGAUCUAAAUCCUACACUGUUAGUACAACGGCUGGUGGCACAUUUUGUCCUAAGACCGUAGCUAUGAACAUUUUGUUUCCUGGAGAUUUUUUGCCUAUUGAAAAGAACAAGCCGAUCACACCAAUUAGUUUGCUUUGAAAGUCUAGGGAAAACAUCAAAUUAGUAUGCCAGCCUUUUUUUUUUUUUUUUUUUUAUUUUAAUUUUUUUUUUUUUACCCGAUGCUACAGACCAAGGAGCAAGAUCCUUUAAUCGACACAUUUAUAUAAUGUUUUAGUUUUUCUUUUUCAUCAUUUCGUUUGUGUAUUUGUGAUUGUAUAUUUAAGAUUGUAGCCAAGUUCUGUAUAAGUGUCAUUCUAUUUACUCUUCUUAGGACCCCUGUGCCCCCUUCACCCCUUAAUAUGUCAAAAGUAAAGCUGAACCUCUCAUUUCAAAUCGUUUCUAGAUGCGUUAAAGGUACUACUACCUUUCACACAAGAAGGUAGAUUAUAGUUUUUAAGUCAAUGUACAAUGUAUUUAUUUUUUUAAAGUCUUUGCCAUUGCAUUAUAUUGAGACGAUACAUGUUGCUGUGUAUUUGAUGUUGCCUUUGUACAUUAUUUCACUUAUGUUUUUGUUUUUUUCCUUAACCUAAGAGGAUAUACAAUCUCUUGAAUUAAUCAUUAAGAUUUCUUAUUAAAAUUUGGAUAAUUAAAACAUAAUCGGAUCAAUAAUUCCAAGAAGCCCCUUUGAGAUUAUUAGGUUUUAAAACACCAGAGGGCACUCCAUUGUAAGGCUUCCGCCGACUUACGAAAAUGUUCUAAGACUAUAUUUAAAUGUAACCAUUAUAAGGCAUACAAAUCCGAAAUUUAUUUUUUUCCAAUGUCAUUUGUGAAAUAUACAGUGUUGUUUCCGGUUCAUUUCUCAAAUCGGCCAUGAAGCAGGUGUGCUCUUUUCUGUGUUUUCAGAGCACCUUUGUUUGUGGUUGUUUUACAGAUAUAUUUUUGCCUCUUGUCUGCCAUUGACAGUUGAUUAUAUGGUACCAAUAAAACACAUUUUCACAAGCUA